CCACCCCUUCUGGGGACAGCAGGGCGAAGCGGAUUUGCGCAUCUGUCAAUAUUGAUCCAGUUGGAGCAUUUUCACUCAUCCCAUCUCCUCGCUGCUUCCCUCUCUCGCCCUGGAGCCCCACAUCAGGCAUGAAGGCAUCGGCGCCCAGCAGCAAGGCCACAGCAGACGGCAUCCACAAGCCAACAGAGGAGAUGAGCGGCCGGCCGAUGCUGCUCAAUGUGGGCGGCUUCGUCAUAGCGUUCCCUCGGGAUGUGCUGCUGCGCGAGGGGCUGCGGGACACCUGCCUGGCGGUGCUGCUGAACCGCUUCGACAGCUGGAUGAUCACAGACGACAAUCGCAUUCACUUCAUUGACGCGACCCCUUCUACUUCAUCUGGUGAGGGGAGGGAGGGAAGCAACACAUUGGUUGACAGGCAGCAGCACUCGCCGUGUGUGUGUUCAGGUUGGCUGUGAAGCUUCGUUACCUGAGCUCCAACCGCAUCGACGUGAGUGAGAUCAUCGAGGGCUGCCCCGCACUGGCCUUCUACCACGACCGCUUCUUCGCCAAGACGGCCGUCACCAUCGAGCCGCAACACGGUGACCACGACAGCGAGGCGUUCCGGGGCUUCACGGCCGUCAUGGGGCCCUUCAUCAGCUCAUCGGUGGCGGGCGGGACGGGCGGCAGUGAGGUGCUGAGUGUGCGUGUGGCGGAUGGCGGUGUGGUGGCCACGACCGACGCGACGCUGGCCGACUACAGCAUACUGCACGACCGAUUCAUCAAGUAGGGCUACAGGCGGACAUGAGAUGGCGUGGUGGUCAUCUUCGCACUCUGUGUGUGUGUGUGUGUGUGUGUGUGUGUGCAGGUAUGGGCCCGUCGCGGAUGUGUCGGCAGACACCUUCCACAAGUGACACACCACAGCAGCAGCCAGGCGACACACGAAAUCUCUGUGUGUGUGUGGUGUGCAGGGUGGUCGACGAUUACAUUCGUCGCAUUCGGUUGCCCCCCGACGCCGCCACGCCGCUGCCGACGAGCAGCUGGCCUGACGAGCUCUUGUACGCCUGUGACAUGUACGGCCUCAUGGAUCGGGUGUACCUCUCGAUGAUCGACAAAUCGCACAGCCACAUCAAAUGCCUCUUCAAGUGAGUCACAACACACAACAGAGGGGUGUGGGAGGGAGAUGCCAUUUGUUGAUUUGGAUGCCUUUGUGUGUCAGGAGUUCGUCUGACGGAGAGUUUGGCACUCUGGUAGAGCGAGUGGCGGGUGUGAGCGGCCUGCUCUUCGUCAUCGAGGACGAGAAGCAGUACACCAUCGCCUGCCACAUCGACGGGCCCCUCAUCCCCCCGGCUGACCCGACAUCGACGCUGCUCACCGGCAGCCCUGUGACCUUCUACUCCAUCAAUGGGCCAUUCGAGGAGGGCGGCAUCGCCAAGAUCACCGUGCCGCAUGACGACCAGUACGUGAUGGUCGCCGGCACAGAGGGGGCGGUGAAGGACGGCAAUGGAGUGCCGGCUGGCAAGGUGUGCAUCGGGGGCGUGCGGCUCUGCCUGGGGUAUGGGCAGGGGAGGCCGGCUGACGACCUCCGCAGCUGCCUCCAGUGGGUGCGUAGAGGCGAGCUCCCCGGAGACAAGACGUACGUGGGCAGCAUCAAUUCAGGAGUGGCCACUUUGGCCAAGAAACACUCCUUCACAGCCCAGCGGCUUGAGGUCUACGAGGUCAGACAGAAACAUCAAGUGGACGGACGUCAUCAUGUCCAUGUGGCUUAUGUGUCCAUGUGCGUAUAUGUGUGUGUGUCUCUUUAGGUGUGGAGCACUCUCCCGGCUGAUCCCAUCCUUCCCGCCGAUGACCUGCAGGCCCUUAUCGACACGACACGCGACAUAGGGAUGACAGCACAGCUGCUCUACAAGUGAGUCAGCCAAAGAUGCUAUCAUCGUAUCUCUCUGCUGUCUGUCCGGCUGUGUCAGGGGCGAGCGUGACGGCUGGACGCACGAGACCAUGCUGGCCAAGGUGGGCGAGGCGGCCGACCUGCUGCUGGUGGCCAAAGACACCGGCAGCCACACAUUCGCCACCCACAUCGAGGGACAGCUCAAGCAGCCAGCCGACCCCACUGGAGUGGCGCACAGACGCUGCCCCGUGACCUUCUACUCCAUCAGCGGCGCAUUCGAGCAGCAGGGCAUCGCCAAGCUCACCGUGCCACAAAACAAGCAGCAUGUGAUAGUCGCCGGCGCCGAGGGGGCGGUGGUGGGCAGCAAGGGCGGUGCUGGCAAGGUGGUCAUCGGUGGGGGCCGCCUGUGGCUGGGGUAUGGGAGGGAUGCGCGCCCGGCUGGCGACCUCCGCAGCUGCCAUCAGUGGGUGAGGGGAGUGAGCUGCCCGACGACAAGACGUACGUGGGCAGCAUCAACGAGGACAGAUGGGCCACCUUAGCUGCCUGUGCGCACUUCACAUGUGUCGAUUUGGAGGUCUACACACUGCAGGUCAGAGGGGCCAGGGAGAGGAGGGAGGCACAUGAGUGUUUUGAUUCCGUUGCCCUCCUGGUUCUGUCUGUGUGUGCAGGUGCCGGAUGGCUGGGAGUGGCUGAGUGCGGUGGCCGACAUAGUGCUCUCACAAUCGACAUGAGAUCUGUCUGUCGAGGGGCUGAGCGGAGCGGGGCGAGUAGCCAGUGGAUGAGGAUAAUCGGCAGGCGUGGGAGCACGUGCCCACGCUUAUGCUCGGAUGUGUCUAUACCGUCUUAUGUGUUUGUAUACAGCUGCUGCGUGCGUGUGCCUGGAGAUGUGUAUACCCGUCUCUUUGUGCUCAUAUGUAUGUGGCCGUGGUGUCACGCGUGCGCUGCAUGCCUGGCUGCCAGUCUGUCUGCCUGCCUGCCUACGUAGUCAUGUUCCGACACCUGCAUCCGUUGAAGACUGCCACGAUCGAUGUGCCAGGGAGGUCACACACAUCCAUCCAUGCCGAAGCCACAUGGAUGGCCUCAGGUGCCCACACUGUGCUGGUUGGAUGUGUGACCUCCCUAUGUGUCUGUGUAGCUAGUGUGUCCCUGGGUCUCGGGUCAUGACACUUUGCACCCCAGAGCGGUGUGGCGGCCUUAAAACUUGAUUUGAU
Molecule: messenger RNA, 3072 nt
Organism: Vitrella brassicaformis
Lineage: Eukaryota; Vitrellaceae
Source: the annotation of a GenBank genome assembly